AACCCACUUGAUUGCUGCACCUUCCUCCUCAUGAAUUCUUUCUCUCUCUCUCUCUCUAUCUCUUAACUUCAAUCCUAAGUAUGAUUAAUGAUUUAGCUCUCUCCUCUCUUUAAAUGAACACAAUUAGUUUGUGUUACUCCCUCUUCACCCCACAAACACACACAAUAAUAAAAAAAAUGAAAACGUUUAAAUGACACAAACACUCAAGGUAAUAUUUCACGCUAUAUAGAGACACUCACAACUUCAUACUUCACACUAUUAUUCUUCCUCCAUAAAACACACCAACUUAACAAACAUUACCAUUCUCACACAAAUGGGUCGCCAUUCCUGUUGUUUAAAACAAAAAUUAAGAAAAGGUUUAUGGUCCCUUGAAGAAGAUGAAAAGCUAUUCAAUCAUAUUACUAGAUUUGGUGUUGGAUGCUGGAGUUCUGUUCCUAAACAAGCUGGACUUCAAAGAUGUGGAAAGAGUUGUAGAUUGAGAUGGAUAAACUAUUUGAGGCCUGAUUUAAAGAGAGGAAUGUUUUCACAACAUGAAGAGGAUCUUAUAAUUAGUCUUCAUGAAGUCCUUGGAAAUAGAUGGGCUCAAAUAGCAGCACAGUUACCGGGGAGAACAGAUAAUGAAAUAAAAAACUUCUGGAAUUCAUGUUUAAAGAAGAAGCUUCUAAAGCAAGGGAUUGAUCCAACAACACACAAGGCUAUUACUGAAACAUGUAUUAAGGAAGAAAACAAAAGUCCAGAAGCAACAACACCUAUUCAAAUACCAUCAGCUACAUCACAAGGUUCAACAUUUCUAAUAAGUGAUUCAAAUUACUAUGAUAAUAACAGCAUAAUAACAGAAGCUUCAAGAGAAAUUUUCACUACCAAAUCAGCAUUGGAUCCUUUGUUCUGCUAUGAUUUCCAAUCUGGUUACAAUUUACCUCUGAGUCAUUAUCAGAACCAAUUUGGAGUUAAUUCAAGCUAUGGAUUCACAUCAAUGCCAAGCCUAACGAAUUCGGAUCACGGUAACUUGUCGGUGACCGAGUUUUCAGACAACAAUUCAGCUUCCAAAAUAAGUUCAUUGUUCAUGAAUGAACAAGUGAAAGAAAGUUCAAGUAAUAAUAGUUCAAACAUGAGUACUAUUUAUCCAUCUCAGAUGAGAAAUGUGAUGGAAAAUAAUAAUGCAGGAUUUUCUUGGGAUGGAGAUAACAAAUUGGAUCCUUUGUUUCAUUUUCAACAAGUCAAUGGCAUUAAAUCUGAAGAAUUUGGAACAAGUUCAUGGGAAGAAGGACAACUUCAAACUCAUAAUUCAAUAGAUUUCACUAGCUAUCCUUUAACAUCACUUUCAGAAGAUUUAACACAAGCAAAUUUUGAUGUGUUCCAUCAUAUAUGAAUUGAACUGUAAAUUACUAAAUUCUUUCUUUCUUUCUUUUGAUUUAUUUUGAACUAUUUGUAUUGUUCAAAGUAGGAAAUAUAGAAAGGUGUUGAUAGUAUAGGAGAUUUCUAGCUUAAGGAUUUGAGAUGAAAUUGAUAUUUGAGAUAUUUUAUUUUCUAUUGAUGUAUCUGUUUUCAUAAGCCAAAGUUUGGAUAACGGUAUAUUCUUGAAGAUUAAUGAUUGAAGCUAAUUUUGUUUUGUGA
Cicer arietinum (chickpea) is the source of this 1614-nucleotide messenger RNA. Its product is annotated as transcription factor MYB106-like. The record is from RefSeq and is a predicted model, not a curated record. NCBI's taxonomy places the organism in Eukaryota, Viridiplantae, Streptophyta, Magnoliopsida, Fabales, Fabaceae.